AUGGCCAAGAACUGCCCUGCUCCCUAUCGUGAGGGUGAAGUUCCUCGUAUGGCUUCUCGUUUCGGUCCUGGCGGUCCAGGAAAGCACCGCAGGAAGCACGGCUCUCGUCCAAAGCCUGCUGCUCAUUAUGCUCUCGCUGAUGAUGCUCUGACCUUUGGUUUUGACCAGCCCGGUGCUUACUAUGCCCAUCUCGCCCACUACACCCACUAUGCUCUCUUGGCUUCUUCUUCCUCUGCCAGCUUUAUUUUUGAUUCAGGUGCUUCUACCCACAUUUGUAACGACAGAAGUCUCUUCCAUGACAUCGUUCCUCACUCUGGUUCUGUCAUGAACGCCGGUCACGAGCCUCUCUCGAUUGCCGGUCGUGGUACUCUUGUGUUUGAUCUCCAUGGUCAGAAGAUUCGUGUCUUUAACGUUCUUCACGUUCCUGACUGUACUCAGAAUCUUCUUUCCAUCCUGGCUGUUACUACUACGGGCGACAAGCUUGUUAUCUCUCAUGAUGACAUUGUUCACCCUAAGUAUGGCCAACUUGCUACCAGAGACCUGAGAAAUCUUUACUUGCUGUGUCUCGAAAUUGUCCGCCCCUCGACUGUCUCGCGGGCUAACCACUCUGCCUACUCGGCCCCCGCUCCUGUUACGGUCGCUACUCCUGCUGCGGACCCUGGUGUGGCACCUAUUUCUGCCUCUGCUCUUGUCCAUGCUCGCCUUGGCCACCCUUCUCCGACUGUCGUUCGUCUGGCCUUGAAAUAUCCGAACAUGCCUCGAACGGCUGUUCACGACUCGAUUUCAUGUGAAGCAUGUCUUCGCUCCAAGAGCACUCGGGUUAUUCCCAAAACGACCACCGGUCCAGUCACAUCUGCUCCCUUGCAACUUCUUCACUGUGAUUUGUCCGGUCCUCAUGCCGGUGGUCCCUCCUCGUUGUUUUAUUUUUGUAUUCUUCUUGACGACUUUACUCGCUUCAAGGCUGUUGGCCCUAUCCUCAAGAAAUCGGAUGCUGCGGACUUCAUUAUCAAAGUUAUUAAGGCAUGGACAAACCACUUCUCCAGUCGUGGUGGCUACCGUGUCUGUAACUUUCGUUCUGACAAUGGAGGUGAGUUUGUCAAUCUGACGCUUACUUCAUUCUUUGCGGCAGAAGGUAUCCAGACCCAGCUCACUGUGCCUGGUAACUCACAUCAAAAUGGACGUGCUGAAAGAGCGAUUCGCUCCGUUCUUGACAAAACGCGUACCAUGAUUACUGCGAGCUCUCUUCCUUCGCCCCUCUACCCGCAUGCACUCCAACAUGCUGCAUUUCUCCUAAACCGGCUACCAACACCUGUUCUCCAAAAUCGCUCGCCAUUUGAACUCUGGCAUGGCGCGAGGCCUAUCUUAUCUCAACUUAAAGUGUUUGGGUGUGCUGCCUUUGUGAAUGUUCCACCCAAUCACCGUCAACUGAAGUUGGUCGCUCGUGCAAUCAAGGGUGUUUAUCUUGGAUCUGAUCCGUUUCGGAAAGCUCAUCUUGUUUAUGAUCUCGCUACCAGACAAGUGAUUACCUCUUCUCAUGUUCGGUUCCAGGAAAAUGUCUUUCCUUUUGCAAGACCUCUGACGUCAACUGUCGUGUCGGCUACCUCCAUUGGUGGUGGUGGUAGUGGUGGUGGAAGUUUUCCUUCUAUUCUGGCACCCGCUCCAGGCCUCACUCAGGGUCCUCAUGUAUCUCUGGCCCCAUCUCCCUCACCUCCAUCCACGCCAUCUGGCAGUACUGUUGCUCAAUCGCCAGGUUCAUCUGCAGCUCUGUCGUCUGCUUCGGCACCGGUCUCUCCUGCUGCAUCUACUACUCAUCUGUCGCAGCCUCCGUCGACUCCUACACCGGUGCCUUCUCCUAUUCUGGUGCCUUCUCCUAUUCUGGUACCUUCUCCUACUCCGGCGCCUGCUUCUGCUCCGGUAUCUUCUUCUGCUCCGGUACCCUCUACUUCGGCGGUCCAAACUGCUCCUUCCCGUGCAGUUGUUCCGGUUCAGAGGUCCGAUCUGCCUCCCUAUGAUCCCUACGAGCUGUCUGACGACUCCUACACAGCUCCUGCUUCUCGUGAGGUACCAUCCAUUCCUGCUCCUCGUAAGGUACCAUCCCUUCCUGCUCCUCGUCAGGUACCAUCCCUUCCUUCAACUCGUAAGGUGCCAUCUCUUCCUUCUACUCGUACGGUACCUUCACUUCCAGCACCUCGUACAGUACCCUUACUUACUACUGCUCCUCUCGGUCUUCCUCAUCCUGCGGUUGAGGCUCCACCCACUAUCCCUGGAUCUUCAUCAGCCAUACCCAUGGAAAUAGUUUCUACGGAUACUGAGCCUGAGCCUAUGUCUGAAGAUGGCAAUGACAUGGAAGAAGAAUAUCCAGAUCCGUCCACCUAUAUGGACAUCGUGGUGAUGGAUUCGGAUGAUCUUUCUUCUUAUCACGACUCGGAAAUGGAGGAUGCCUCCGACAUGGAUCCCCUUCCGCUUAUUCGUCCUACUUCUAAUAUGGAAAUGGAGGACACCUCCACCACUUAUUCUCUGCCGCUUACUCGUCAUACUCCUACUACGCAGACUGUGGUGUCCUCUACACCUCCACCUCCUCCUCAACCACUGCCUCGGGUGGUUCAAUCCGACUCUCCUCAAUCGUCUCCUAUUAUUGAGGUUCCUGAUUCUCCCCCACUUCAAUCUCGUCCUCCGCAAUUCCUCCUCCCUCCGGGUCUUUCUCCUACUCGUCUCAUUGAGUUGCCUGCUUCAGGGGGGAUGGAACUCAUCCUAUCGCUGACUGACCGUGCCUUGGUCCCUCUGAAUUCUGAGGCCAACAACGAACUAACUCAUCUUGUUGUAUCGCGUCCUCCUCCGGUGAAUGGGGUUAAGCAUAAACUCACCCCGGUUCCGUCGCGUGAUGGAACACAUCCACAAACACUCAAGAGGGCGCACAGACCAAUACUUGCUCCAACACGGUCACAGAGACAACAGGACAAUCAAAAUUUGAUCAGCUAUCCGCAGAGACAACAAAUUGAGUAUAUUACCACCGAUAGUGAAUCAUUUUCAGAAGCAGACAAUCCCAACGAUCCCGACUACACAGAAACACACGGCCAACCUCUUAUUAUGGUCCUCAACGAGAACGAUGGAUUGAAGCUAUGA
Messenger RNA from Scheffersomyces stipitis CBS 6054, 3123 nucleotides. RefSeq names its product GAG-pre-integrase domain-containing protein (gene POL5.3). The record is from RefSeq and is a predicted model, not a curated record. NCBI's taxonomy places the organism in Eukaryota, Fungi, Ascomycota, Pichiomycetes, Serinales, Debaryomycetaceae. The transcript is spliced from 3 exons. Gene Ontology annotation, molecular function: nucleic acid binding. Bases 1 to 3123 code for a protein of 1040 amino acids. Gene Ontology annotation, biological process: DNA integration.